AUGAAACAAAUUUUACCUUACACUCUAAUUCUUUUCAUAGUGGUACCUCUUUUAUUAUUUUCGACCUGUCGAAUAUUUAUUUCCGCGUCACAAUCGGGCUUAGGACCACCUAGAUCAGAAUUCAUGGAAACUUUGCUGGACAAAACUUCCGAACAAAAUUACUGCUCCUUGUCUGGACUUAUUAGUGAUGCAUGUUGUGGUUAUAAGACAGUAGAGAAGAUAAAUGAUGAAUUGUUUCCACAAUUAAAUGAAUUAGUUAAAAAACGUUUUUUUAAGUACUAUAAGCUAAACCUUUAUAAAGAAUGUCCAUUCUGGACGGAAUAUGCCCAAUGCAUAAACCAAGCAUGUGCGGUAGAAACUAUUGAUGAGACGGAUGUCCCAGAAAUGUGGCGCAGUGACGUUCUCGGUGCUUUACGAACGUCGCCUGCCGGACCACUAUUCCAACCUUAUAAAAAAUGUGAAUUCAGUGAACAAGAUUUUUGUGUUGUAGAAGAUGAAGCAGAUGUUGAGAGUGUUUUCGUCAAUCUUCUCGAAAACCCUGAGCGAUUUACAGGCUAUGCUGGAGCUUCUGCUGGACGCGUAUGGAAAGCCAUAUACGAAGAGAACUGUUUUAACACUGCUCAAACAACGGAUCUCUCGGGAGGUAAAGGCCAGUCUGUUUCUCCUAUCAGCAAAAGUAAUUUAAUGGGGAUAUUUAAGGCUCCAAACCAGCCUGAUGCAAUCGAUAGUGAUGUCUGUUUCGAAAAACGCGUGAUUAAAGCUCAUUACUUUAUAGGUCUUCAUUCAUCUAUAUCUAUACAUAUUUGUAAUGAAUAUUUAAAUCAAACCACUGGCCAAUGGGGGCCUAAUCUUGAUUGUUUUAUCUCAAGAAUUGGUUCUCAUCCGGAACGUCUGGAAAAUGUAUAUUUUACUUAUGUUGUUCUCUUGAGAGCAAUUUCAAAAGUGUCAGAUUAUCUUAAGGAGUAUGAAUUUUGCACGGGAAAUAAAGCUCAAGAUUCUGAAGUGAAAAAUGUGGUCAAUCAGCUUGUUAAUACGGCAAAAUUAAUUCCUGAAACAUUUGACGAAAAACAAAUGUUUGCGUCAUCCCAAUCGUUUUUGUUAAAAGAAGAAUUCAAAGCACGAUUUAGGAAUGUCUCCAGAAUAAUGGAUUGUGUCGGAUGUGAUAAAUGUAGAUUAUGGGGAAAGUUACAGAUAUCUGGUAUUGGAACCGGAUUGAAGAUUCUCUUUUCGUAUGAUGAUGAAUUUUUCAAGUGA
This is a messenger RNA of Cetraspora pellucida, 1254 nucleotides long. The record is from the annotation of a GenBank genome assembly. Lineage: Eukaryota; Fungi; Glomeromycota; Glomeromycetes; Diversisporales; Gigasporaceae.